AUGCAUUUCAUCAACUUUGCCACGUUUUUUGCCUUUCUAAUUGCGGCUUACACCUUUUGCGCAGCGGAAAAUGACCCGUCCUUUUGCAAAAAAACACACAGGGGAAUCCUCAAGUACCAUAAGAAGAAGGACGAACAGGAGUACUUCAUCGUAUCUGCAGUUUUGAAAAAUGACACGCUCGGCUUCUACAGAGGCUCCACCAUUUACGACAUCAUAGACUUAACCGAAGUUGUAACUCCGCUGUCCAUUUUUUCAACCAGCCCUGAGUGCAUGACCGUUAAUAUGGUUAACAAAGAGGCCGUAGUUCUAUGCUGCAACACAGAGGAGUGCAUAAAUAACUGGUGGCUAUUCCUGACGAAGCAAAUACUCUGCCUCAAUACGGGCGAGAUGCGGAACGAGACGGACGAAAAGACGUUGGAGGACGUUCAAUACAACAUCAUAAACAAUGACAACUUCGAUGGAGUUUCCAUUAACAUACAGCAGGACCUCGAGGAUAUCCCCAACGGUUAG
Plasmodium inui San Antonio 1 is the source of this 510-nucleotide messenger RNA. RefSeq lists its product as hypothetical. Lineage: Eukaryota; Apicomplexa; Aconoidasida; Haemosporida; Plasmodiidae. The coding region runs from base 1 to 510 and encodes 169 amino acids. The transcript is spliced from 7 exons. The record is from RefSeq and is a predicted model, not a curated record.